Messenger RNA from Phialemonium atrogriseum, 988 nucleotides. RefSeq lists its product as uncharacterized. The transcript has a single exon. The record is from RefSeq and is a predicted model, not a curated record. Bases 118 to 870 code for a protein of 250 amino acids. NCBI's taxonomy places the organism in Eukaryota, Fungi, Ascomycota, Sordariomycetes, Cephalothecales, Cephalothecaceae.
AAUAACUUCUCAGGGCAUCGACGUCUUACUGCCCAACCAUUGUCUUUCCCCUGGAUUGGCAGAGGUGGCUAUGACAAGGUGUAUAGUUAAGCGCCCGUCGGAACCCACCUGGUCGCCAUGAUCAUACGGCGCUUAGCGACGUAUCGACCAGCGCUUCUGCCACCAUCCCGCAACCUCCAACAACGGAGUCAGCAAUACAUCGGCAUUCACAAUGGAGCAAAGGCUCGCGUUCCGCCCGCUCCUUCGUUUCGGGAAGCUCCACAUCCCGGGUCGGCACUACUGAGUUCGGAUGCCAUGGCUGUGGCCGUGAAGGGCAACAUCGGUGUCCCUAAUGAAGUCAAGUACUUUAGGCCUCAAAACCCCGACGAAUUCCUGGUGGAAAUCAAAGUCUGCAAGCGGCACACAUUCUCGCCCUUGCACAUGAAGUAUCUCGAAAAGAGAGGCCACGCUCUGGCAGAUAUGUUCCUCUCCCUCUACUCGGCCAAACGAGAGCCCCUAUGGUGGCUCUCUUUGGCCACCAUGGACGGGAGCAAGGCCAUCGUACGCAGAAAAGCAAUCGCCCGGGCCAAGAAUGCAUUCAAGGUGGCACUCUCUCAGAACGGCUAUGACAGAUUCGGACGGAGGCUUGCGGUGGAGAGGAAGACCGACGACUCUGGGUCGGCAGGGGCGGCGGGCGUUUCCGAUGACGGAGGUGCCAAGGCUAUGGAGCUCUAUGGGACUGUGGUAUUCAGGGUCAAGGAUUGCCGGGGCUUCAUGAAGCUGGAAUUGUCGACGGUAGUGGGAUACUUCAGCGAAUUUGUCCAACGUAUUAAACCGCUGCUUGGGCAGAAAGGCUCAGAGCAGGAUGGCCCACGGGAUUUUCGCUGGUAGGGGACAGCGGCGUAAUAAGGCUUCAUAUGAGGACCUGUUGUAUAUGGCUAGAAUUGAUACCCCCUAUGAAAUCGUGUAAAUCAUACCACAUACUUUACUUUAUGGACCAAUUUUUGAG